Molecule: messenger RNA, 630 nt
Organism: Cylicocyclus nassatus
Lineage: Eukaryota; Metazoa; Nematoda; Chromadorea; Rhabditida; Strongylidae
Source: the annotation of a GenBank genome assembly
AUGCUCAAGCACUGGCCACCCCUGAACGCCCUGCGGGGCUUCGAAGCCGCCGCCCGGCUCGGCAGCUUCCAUCGCGCCGCCGAGGAACUGCACCUGAGCCAAUCGGCCAUCAGCCAGCAGAUCCGCGGCCUGGAAGACGCCCUGCAGCAACCGUUGUUCUUCCGCCAGGGUCGCAGCGUCACCCUUACCGACGCCGGCCUUGAUCUGCUGGAAACCACCCAGUCCCUGCUGCGCCAGCUGGCCAGCGGCAUCCGCCGGCUCGAUCAAUACCGCAAACCCAAUCAAUUGAUCGUCAACACCAGCCCGGCCUUUGCCCGCCAUUGGCUGGUGCCGCGCCUGGCGGAGUUCCAUCGCCUGAAUCCCGGCGCCGACCUCUGGCUGCUGACAAGCGAGGAAGCACCCGAUAUGACCACGCAGACGCUGGACGUGGCGGUGCGUGAUGACCUCGACUCACAGGCGCAGUGCCAGCAUCGGGUGCUGCUGCAGGAUCGCCUCUAUCCGGCCUGCCAUCCGGCCCUGCUCGCCACGCCUGUGCACGAACGACUCACCCUGCAUGGCGAGCGCGAGAUGGACUGGAGCCAGUGGCAGCCUGCCAAGGGCUGGGCAUCGCACUGGUCAGCGAACUGCUGA